CAUCAUUCAGAGGCAGCCCCUCAUUCACUGCUGUACAGUUAUACUGUGAGGCGAGCCUGCAAACGUCUCCCAGCGCUCACCUGAGAUGUUGUCACUUUGGAUUCCUCUCCUGCUGUCCGCAGCGUGCCUUCUCCAUGGCUCCGAGUCUGAGCCUGACAACCAGAAGGUGAAGCAGAGAUCACUUCGGCAGAAAGAUCUGGACAUCAUAGACAGAUACAAUGGCUUAUGCUCGCAAGGCAGUAUGGGUCUUCCUGGACGGGACGGAACUCCGGGAGUGAAUGGAAUCCCAGGUACACCUGGAAUUCCCGGACGUGAUGGAGGAAAAGGAGAAAAAGGAGAAUGUAUGAGGGAGAGUCUGGAAGAAUCCUGGACACCAAACUUCAAGCAAUGUGCCUGGAGUGCCCUCAACUAUGGCAUAGACCUGGGGAAAAUCGCAGAAUGUACGUUCACUAAGAUGCGUUCACACAGCGCUCUGAGGGUCGUGUUCAGCGGCUCUCUGCGCCUGAAGUGUAAGCAAGCCUGCUGCCAGCGCUGGUAUUUCACCUUCAACGGAGCCGAGUGCGCCGGCCCGCUCCCUAUUGAGGCCAUUAUAUAUCUGGACCAGGGCAGCGCAGAGUUCAACUCUACAAUAAAUAUCCACCGCACUUCCACAGUGGAGGGAUUGUGUGAAGGAAUCAGCUCCGGACUGGUGGAUGUAGCUGUCUGGGUGGGCACCUGCAACGACUACCCCAGAGGAGAUGCUUCUACAGGGUGGAACUCUGUGUCCAGGAUCAUUAUUGAAGAGCUACCAAAAUAACAUUCUCAAAACUAAAAGUGCACAUUAUUAUUAUAUAGGUGCAGCAAAUCUUACCCCUGUAAAGGAAGGAAAUUGAGAAAAACAUGGAAUUAUACGUACUGUAUAAAUAAAAUGACAAGGUGCUUUUUAGUCAUUUAGAAUAUGACGACACAUUAUGUUCUAUCUGCCAAUAACCCGUUCUCCGAGCUGACUUUCAACAAAUUGCAGGACAAUUUUAGAUAAACAGCUCCAAUGUCAUUCAUUUGAAGGCACUCUCCAUACUCCUUAGUUGUAUUUUGUAUAUUUUAUAUCCAAAUGUUGUUGUUUUUUUUUAAAUAAAACUAAAUAGAAACAAUCUAGAAA
Messenger RNA from Pseudophryne corroboree (corroboree frog), 1138 nucleotides. It is a transcript of the gene CTHRC1, whose product is annotated as collagen triple helix repeat containing 1. The coding region runs from base 86 to 796 and encodes 236 amino acids. NCBI's taxonomy places the organism in Eukaryota, Metazoa, Chordata, Amphibia, Anura, Myobatrachidae. The record is from RefSeq and is a predicted model, not a curated record. The transcript has 4 exons.